AUCCGCACGGAGACUGCAAAUAACGACACCAUACACUUUAACCUUAAAUUUCACGUUGUAGAAAAGGGAAGGCAUGGUGCAUAAAUUUCUAAAGAUUGCAAGGUUUUGAAGGACAUUAAAAAUGCCUGAGGUGCCUUCCUUGAAAAAUUUGUACAGUGGCUUUGGGAAGAUUCCAGAAAAGCAAAACAAGUUUUUACAGACCCUCGGACAACCUCACAUAGAUUCGUUUAAUUUUAUGCUAAAGUCAGGCUUAGAUCUUGCUGUUAAUGAUUUAGUACCAGUGGAGUUCCAACUUGAAGGUGGAGAUGUUAUCAAGCUGAGUAUUGAGGGGUGUAAAAUAUUGAUGCCUGCUGUCCCCUCUGGAACUAUUGGUGUGAAGUCUACUCAAAUCUAUCCAACGGAAUGUCGUCAGAGUGCUACCACAUACAAGGGACGUGUUGUAGGCCAUCUCAAGUGGUGGAUAAAUGGCCAGGAACAAAGUCCCAUCAAGAAAGAUUUUGGGGAAAUUCCAAUCAUGCUUAAGUCUGAUGCUUGUCAUCUUUCCAAAAUGUCUCCAAAAGAGUUGAUUUCCCACAAAGAGCAUGAAAAUGAGUGGGGUGGAUAUUUUAUUGUGAAAGGUCAUGAAAGAUUGAUCCGAAUGCUCCUGCAGCAAAGGAGAAACUAUCCCAUUGCAGUCACCCGCUCAACUUGGCGGGCGAAAGAUGCCUGUUUUUCUGAUAUGGGUAUUUUGCUCAAGAGUGUCAGGGAGGAUGAAAGUAGUAAUAACAAUGCGUUGCAUUAUGUUACUGAUGGAACUGCAAAGUUACGAAUUGCUCUCAGACGUAAUCUGUAUUACAUCCCUGUUGUCCUUAUCAUAAAGUGCCUGGCAGAUGUCACUGAUGAAUUUAUUUAUGAUCAAAUAAUGGCAGGGCAUGAGGAUGACUUAUACUUUAAGGGUUGUGUUUUGAACAUGCUUCGUCAAGUUCAUGAUAGCAAUGUACACACACAUGCUGAUGCUGUCAAAUAUUUUGGGAGCAACUUUCGUGUUCGUCUUCUUUAUGAUCUUCCUGCUUGGUCCACUGACCAAGCAAUUACGGAGCAUGUGUUAAGGAAAACUGUCUGCAUUCACCUAGAUGACAAUAUGGACAAAGUUAACUUGCUUGUUAUGAUGAUUCAGAAACUACUCACUUUUGCUCAGGGCAAAUGCAGAGCUGAGGGAGUAGAUGGCGUAAUGAUGCAAGAAAUUCUUCUUGGUGGUCAUGUUUAUUUACAGCUCUUAAAAGAACGCCUUCAAGGAUCUCUGUCAAACCUAAGGUUAAAUAUUGAAAAAAGAGACUUAUCUAAAGCUGGCCUAAAACUUACUGCUGCUGAGCUUCAAAAUCAAUUCCGGAAGGUAUCAACUUUGGAAAGUAGCAUAUCAACAUUUCUUGCUACUGGCAACAUACCUCUGAGUGGUUUAAAUCUCCCGCAAGACAAAGGACUGACAAUUGUUGUCGAAAAUAUUAACAGAAUGCGAUACAUGUCCCAUUUUCGGGCUGUUCACCGAGGCUCCUUCUUCCAAGAAAUGCGUACUACAGAAGCUCGACAGUUGCUGCCUGAUGCUUGGGGCUUUAUUUGCCCAGUACACACUCCAGAUGGAACUCCCUGUGGUUUACUUAACCAUCUUUCCAGAGACACUGAGGUAACAAGAAACCCAGAUCCUGCUCUUGUGAAGAAUAUACCAACAAUUCUCUCCAGCUUGGGAAUGCUCCCUCUGCACUCUCCAGUGGCUCAAGCAACAGCACUAACAGAAUGUUCUGUUGUAAUGCUUGAUGGUAGAGUUCUUGGACAUGUUCAUCAAAAUGCAAUUGGUAGACUUGUAGAUAAGCUCAGAGUUCUAAAGAUCAAAGGUGAAAAGGUGCCAAACACUCUGGAGAUAGCUCAUGUACCUAUGAAAUCAUGCAAAGGAACUCAAUAUCCCGGACUUUUCUUGUUUACCGGCCCUGCACGAAUGAUGCGACCUGUCAUUAAUUUGGCUUGUAAACAGGUUGAACUCAUUGGAACUUUUGAACAAGUUUACUUAGAUGUAUGCAUCACACCUGCGGAAGCAUACAAAGGUCGCACAACACACAUGGAAAUUUCAAAAACAGCCUUUCUCAGCAACUUAGCAUGUCUGAUCCCUAUGCCUGACUUGAAUCAGAGUCCCAGAAACAUGUACCAGUGUCAGAUGGGUAAACAAACCAUGGGAACUCCAUGUCACACCUUUGAUAUACAAGCCGAAACUAAAUUGUAUCGUCUCCAGACCCCUACUUCUCCACUCUUUAGGCCUUCACAUUAUGAUGAGGUCAGCUUGGAUGACUAUGGCAUGGGAACAAAUGCAAUUGUUGCUGUUAUUUCAUACACUGGGUAUGAUAUGGAAGAUGCUAUGAUUGUGAACAAGGCCUCUCUGGAGCGAGGGUUGGCAGCAGGUUCCAUGAUAAAGACUGAUUUUUAUGAGCUUCCUACUUCAGAUUCAUAUUUUGCAAGAGACCCUGACAAUAAAGAAUUACCUAAAUAUCUUGAUGCUGAUGGCUUGGUAUACCCUGGUACUCGCCUAACAGCAUUCACCCCUAUUUGCUGCUAUUAUGAUAAUGAAAAGAAAGACUUUCAUAUUGUUUAUUAUAAAAGUAAAGAAGAAGGUUGGGUGCAGUCUGUGAGACAAUGCGGAUCAAUGUCAAGCAGUCAACCAGCAAAAGCCAACAUCAAUUACACAGUUCAGAGAAAUCCAUCUGUAGGUGACAAAUUCGCUAGUCGAGCUGGUCAGAAGGGUAUCUUAAGUGCCAAGUGGCCUUCAGAGGAUUUACCAUUCACAGAAAGUGGCCUGGUACCAGACAUUGUGUUCAACCCUCAUGGUUUUCCCUCUCGAAUGACUAUUGCCAUGAUGGUGGAGAUUAUGGCAGGUAAAGCAGCAGCAGUACAUGGGUUUGUCCAGGAUGCCACACCAUUCCGCUUUACAGAAGAUGACACUGCUAUUGACUAUUGCGGUAGGCUUCUGGAAGCUGCUGGCUAUAAUUACUACGGAACUGAGAAAAUGUACAGUGGCAUUGACGGUAGGGAAAUGAAUGCAUCCAUCUUUUUUGGAGUUGUUCAUUAUCAAAGACUUCGUCACAUGGUCUCCGACAAAUGGCAGGUCAGAAGUACAGGACCUGUAGAUGCAGUUACUCAUCAACCUGUCAAAGGUCGCAGAAGAGGUGGUGGCGUUCGGUUCGGAGAGAUGGAACGUGACGGAUUGCUGUCUCAUGGAGCAUCAUUCUUGCUACAAGACAGAUUGUUUCAUUGUUCUGACAAGGCUAAGCACAAAGUUUGUCGCAUCUGUGGAACAUUGCUGGGGCCUUACUUUGGACUGUCUGACGCUGCAGCCUCUGGAAGAGUGCUGCGUUGCCGCUUGUGUGAAGAUAAGGGUGAUGUGGCUACUGUAGAAAUCCCACACAUCUACAAGUAUUUGGUUGCUCAAAUGGUAUCAAUGAAUAUAAAUUUAAAAAUGGAGUUGAGUGAAGAAAAAUAAACAGCUAGAAAAAUAGUGCAAAUAAUGAAAUUAAGUGGAAUGGAAAUAAAACUAUUCAUUGAUGA
This is a messenger RNA of Thrips palmi, 3567 nucleotides long. It is a transcript of the gene RpI135, whose product is annotated as DNA-directed RNA polymerase I subunit RPA2. The transcript is spliced from 18 exons. Gene Ontology annotation, biological process: DNA-templated transcription. Gene Ontology annotation, cellular component: nucleus; RNA polymerase I complex. The coding region runs from base 122 to 3502 and encodes 1126 amino acids. The record is from RefSeq and is a predicted model, not a curated record. Lineage: Eukaryota; Metazoa; Arthropoda; Insecta; Thysanoptera; Thripidae. Gene Ontology annotation, molecular function: DNA-directed RNA polymerase activity; ribonucleoside binding; DNA binding.